GACGGUUUCCUCUCUCUCUCGCGCUCUCGCUCGCUCUGCCUCCUGCUCCGACUCUCUUUCGCUGUCAAUGUACUUGGAAACCCAGCCUUUCCCACUCGGCGAUUUUUUUUCUUUCCCACGCUGUUAAUUGUUAGGGAUCUGCCGUCGCCGGUGGUACGGACUCGUGUUUCCGGCGAUCGUCGAGCUCUCUUUUCUAUACUUACUCCAUCACCUGCAACGUCGCUCUCCGUGCUCACCACCUCCUGCCUAUCAGAAUAAGGAGGUUUACAACUAUCUUAGUAUCUGCAGUGGAAAAAAUGGCCAUGUAUAUUCGUGUCAAGCGUAGUAAGACGACUUACUUUAUCCAGUGCGAACCAACUGAGACGAUUUUAGAUAUUAAGCAGAAAUUGCAUGUCCUUAUUGAUCAACCUGUCAAUGAUCAGCGCUUGAUCCUAGCCAGUACUGGGGAAAUACUAGAGGAUUCAAAGACAUUGGCUGAUCAGAAGGUUGAAAAUGAUGCUGUUGUGGCUCUGACCUUGAGAAAAGAUGAUAAUGAGUUUGAAGAGGUCAACAUUGCACGCCCAGAUGAUUUCUACCAGUCCCGUGAUGUAGAUGGAGGCACUUGGUGAAGACAGGAACUCUGCAUUGAUAGCUAUUGAAUGGAAUUCUAUUUCUACAAUUUGUAGAUGGAAUAUUUCUUGAACGGUAUUUGGGAUCAAGUUUUCAUGUUUAUUAGUCCAUGCAACAAGGUGAAUUUUCUUGAGCUACUAUCAUAUGGUGUAAACAGGAAUUAAACUGUGAGUCUGCAUACUAACUGUAUUUUUUCUAUUUAAUGUGAAAAAAUGAAUAGUUGCUGAAA
This is a messenger RNA of Ziziphus jujuba (common jujube), 838 nucleotides long. RefSeq lists its product as uncharacterized. Lineage: Eukaryota; Viridiplantae; Streptophyta; Magnoliopsida; Rosales; Rhamnaceae. The coding region runs from base 297 to 608 and encodes 103 amino acids. The record is from RefSeq and is a predicted model, not a curated record. The transcript has 5 exons. Gene Ontology annotation, molecular function: protein binding.